Oenanthe melanoleuca is the source of this 5905-nucleotide messenger RNA. RefSeq names its product proline rich and Gla domain 3 (gene PRRG3). The transcript is spliced from 4 exons. The record is from RefSeq and is a predicted model, not a curated record. Lineage: Eukaryota; Metazoa; Chordata; Aves; Passeriformes; Muscicapidae. Bases 3607 to 4203 code for a protein of 198 amino acids. Gene Ontology annotation, molecular function: calcium ion binding. Gene Ontology annotation, cellular component: extracellular region.
GUGGCACUGAAGGCUGAGGAGGGACUGGAAAGCCCCUGCACACCUGGGCAGGUGGGCUGGGGGUCCCUGCUGCAGGGUGCCAGAUGAGCUGGGGGUCCCUGCCGUGGGGUGGCUCUGGAAGCUGAGCGCAGUGGGGAUAAUUUGGAGCUGGGUGUGGGCACAGAGGGGCCGGGCUGGGGGCUGAGGAGCAGCCAGGGAGCAGGGUGGGGUGUGAGGCUGCUUUGGCAGGGCGAGGCUUCCUGCCCUGCCAAGCGUAGCGGGUGUAGCCUGUUCUCCUCGCCGUGAAUCUUGGCACGGAAAACCCCCAAUAUUGCCGGGAUCCAGCUGAGCCGCUGGCACCGCGGCUACGUGAUGCUGGCACAGUCAGCAUCCUCCCGCUGCCGCGGCGCGUCACUGGGGGCUCUGGAUCCCCCCCGCCCCUACCUGUGCCCCCCAGCCUGUCCAGGAGGUGCCACCUCCCAGUGCAGACCCCCAGGUCCCCGCGGGGUCCGGGUCCACACGCACACACCGUGUUUUCCCGGCACGAUUUCCUCCUUUGGCAUCAGUGACGGGAGCGGGGGCGGAGACGGGGGGAGCCUGGGGGAGACACGAAUGUGCGACUGCAGCAUCCUCACUGCCGUGGCUGCAUCCCUCCUGCCUCCUCACGGUUGCCUUAGCAACCUCCUAUCGAUGGGGUAUUUAUAGAGGAUGGGAAGCCGGAGGGGGGGACCGGCGAUGGGUGGGCGUCUGCUGGGUCAGCCUCCAGCUCCAGGCUGCUCUCAGCGUGCGUGGGGGCAGGAGGGAUGCUGCUCCCCUCGGCGUCAGCCUGUGCACUGCUCCAGCUUUUCCUGCUCGCUGGAGUCAGGAAUUUGCAUGUGGAAAGGAAAAUAAGCAUCUGGGGCGUCUGCCCUUCUCACCGGCACUGGUCGUGCUCGGGGGCUUGUGUGCACCUCCCUGAUUGUGGCACUGGGUGCAUUGACACAGAUACAUGGAAGAAAGUGAAAGGGUGUGAAUUAAAUUAAACAAUAUUAAAUUUGCUGCCUGAUGUGUGAUGUGGAAUAUUCUUCUUUCUGUGUCUUUGUUCUCCUGUCCAUCGGGGGGGAGAAUGCCUCUAACAACGAGGGUUUGUGUGGAAACUGUGGCGUGUUCUCUGUGCUGUGCUUUCUUUUAUCCUGGGGCUUUGGGUCUCUUUGUAAAAACUGAUGACAGCAGAAGUGCUGCUCAGAGCCUGUGGGGAAUUCAUGGAUCCAGAGGCCUCUCACAUCCCCCCUCAGGGCUCAGAGUAGUGGGAUUGGGCUGUGGGGCACUGGGGGCAGCAGAUCCCUCCCCUGUAAUCCUGGUGCUCUGCUGCUUUCCCUCACUUUUGCUUCAAACCAAGGUUUGCAAUCUGAUCUUCCCAAACUGCUGGGAAGAAGCUGCUUUCUCUCUCUGGACACAGCUCCAGGCUUACAUGCCCUCUUGCCACUUUAUGGUGUAGGAAUUUGGAAAGCACAGCAAACCUGCUGAAGGCAGGGAGGGGUGCUCCAUUUGCUGGAAGGUGGCUGUUGUGAGGUGUGCUGGUGUGCAGCAUCAGCCCUUCUGUGUGCCUGCCUUUGACGUGAAAGGAGAAUGUUUCCAGCCCUGCUGACCCUGUGAAUAGCUCUGUGCUGCCCCUGACCUCACUCCAGCAGAGCAGAUUCAAGUGCUUUUGGAAUGACUGGGUAUCUAAAGUCCUGGGCCUGAGAGAAUCAUGUGGUUUAGUUCCUGCUGUUUCUAACCAGGCUUGCUCCUUCAUCUGCAAUAAAUCCCUGUAGGAGCUGGGCAGUCCUGUCCCCUCUGUCUCCUGACAGAGUUGUGGCUUGGCCACAGCAAGUGUCACACGCAGCAGUAGUCAGCCCAGGGCAGUCUGAUCCGCAGGGCAUUGAGCACAGGGAGAAGACAAAGCAUGAAAAACAAGCAGAUAUCCUCUGCUUCUGCAGGGCUUUGUUUAAAUUCUGUGGGGUUUUGUUUAGUUUAGUUUUGCUUUUGAAGCACAAAAGGUGCUUGUCCAGCUGGAGAGCUGUUGUCCUGGCUGUGCAGGGAGCUCUGUCACUCUUGCUGCUGCCCUUAGCUUGGCCCAACCACCAGAUUGUGGGUAGGAGUUGCAGAAAUGAGAACUGGCACCUCUGUGAAGUUGCUCUAAAAUAAGAUGAUUGCUUCACCUGUAUCCAUCAAUCUCUUGUGGAAGGGAAGAGCACCAGGCUGCUCCCAGCAGAUCAUCUCGUCUGCUGGUGAGAAAUGGGGUCUAUCUUUCAUCCAGUUUUUCCCUUCUUACUUUGCUGGUCUGCAAGGGCCCUGCUUCUCCCUGGGACCUGCCCCAGCACUCUGGGAGCUGAGGGUGCCCUGAGCCCCUCCAGGCAGGUGAAGAGUGGGGAGGCAGCUGGAAUCCUUGGCUCUCUGCAGAGGCACUGCUCGGCUGGGUGGGAUCUGUAGUGGGUCCACCACUCAGCACCAUGCUUUCUGCAUGAAUCUGAUCUGGGUGAUGGAGGUUUGGGCUUUGAAACUGGGCUGGCAAUUCAAGCUGUCAGUGACUCUCCUGUUUUCUCCCCUGCAGGUAGGCAGGAGCCCCCUUGGCCGAGUGAGGCAGCAUGGCAAGUAAGUGCUCCCCAGGAGAGGUGGCGGUGGUGUUGGAGCAGAGAAGGGGGAUGUUUCACAGCCACAUCUCAAGAAAGGGGUGCCUGUGCAUUUUGGGGGGUGUUAUCCUCUGUGGGGGAGCAGCUGCCAUCAGCUGUUGGCCCUGGGUGAGGUCUGAGGUCCGGCCUGACUCGUUCUUCUCUCUCCCCUCUGCAAGGUGGGAGUCGAGAGGAGGUGCUGGAGGUGGGACCUCCCCGGGACUCCCCGGAGGCUGCAGCAUUUCUGUCUCUGUGUGGUGCUUGCUGUGCAGGACAGGCCUCCCCAGGGCUCUCUGGGCUGCCUGUCUGUGCUGACAUCUCUCACCAACAGUGCUCCUCAAGCUGGCACCCUGCCAGUGCCCAUCCUGGUGGCCACACUGCCCUGUGUGGCCAGUGGCACCAGGGCUCUGUGCCCCACCCUGAGCUCGCUGUGGCACACCCAGAGCAGGGCUGGGCCAGCACUAAAGAUGGGCUGAGCCUGCUGAGGCUGCAGAGGGGUGUGUGGUCUGUCCAGAGCUGGGCUCCAGCCUCCCUCCCCGCUCUCCUGGGCAGCCUGUACGGGGGCUGUGUGUCCCAUGUGAUGGCAGCAUAAGGAGGAUGGCUGCAGUGAAGGGGGAGAUGGAGAGAUCUGCCUGGGAUCUCAGGAUUUGCUCAGAGUGUCACCAGAGCCAGCUGUGAAGGUGGAGGCAGUAGCCACGCUGGGGAGGAGGAGGACCCCAGGGAUGACAGUGGCCAGCUCAGCAUGGCAAAGCAGGGAAGGGGUCCAGUGACUGGAAAACCCUGACAGUGAGAUCUGCAGCCAAGCUUGUUGCUCUGAGAUGUGCUGAGGAAGUUGAAAUCCGAGUCUCAGGCUCAAGUGCCAAGGAGGGGAGAGUUUAUACCACGGCCUGAUCAAGUGUUCUUGGGGGCCAGGAACGCCCACUCGCUCCUGAAACGCUUUCCCAGAGCCAAUGGCUUCCUGGAGGAGAUCCGGCAGGGCACCAUCGAGCGGGAGUGCAUGGAGGAGGUCUGCAGCUACGAGGAGGUCAAGGAGGUGUUUGAGAACAAGGAGAAGACGAUGGAGUUUUGGAAAGGCUACAGCAGCUCUGUGUACUCUGUCAAGGACCCCGGGCACAGCACGGAGCGCUCUGACGCUAUGUACGUGGUGGUGCCCCUCUUGGGAGUGGCUCUCCUCAUAGUCAUCGCCCUCUUCAUCAUCUGGAGGUGCCAGCUGCAGAAGGCCACCCGCCACCGCCCUUCCUACGCGCAGAGCCGAUACCUGGCCAGCCGGACGGGCCGCAGCCUCCCCAGGGUCAUGGUGUACCGGGAGCGCUCGCAGAGCCAAGGGGAGACCCAGUGCCAGCGGGAGGCCAGCGGCAGGGGAAACGGGGAUGGCAGGGCCGGGGGCACCCCCCAGCCAGACAGCACCCUGUGCCCGCCUGAGCAUUCCGUCUCCGUGCUCUCCAGACUGUCCAGUGCCACCCCCCCGCCCUCCUACGAGGAGGUGACGGGCCACCCCGAGAGCAGCAGCGGCGAGGAGACCAGCGUCUCCUACAACGAGCCUCCGCCCAAGUACGAGGAGAUCGUGGCCACCGCCCCUGCCGCGGGCAAAUAGCGGCUCUGCCUCCCUCCUGCCUCUUCACACACUCACCCACCCACCGCCCUCCUUUCGCCGUGCCUGGGACCCCCGCAGGCGUCCGUCAGGCCCCCAUCUCACCUGUACGAUCUGGUGCCAUCACACAAUAGCCUUACCCUCCUAACCAAAAAUAGCUGUUCCCCGGUGGGGUGAGGCAGGGCUGUGGGAUGGCUCUGCAGCCAGCCAGCCACCUCCUGCCCCUCGCUCCCACUCACGUAAGUGCUGUAGCAGCCAGAGCAGGGCAGCAGCUUGUUCCUGGCUCAAUGCAGGGGUCUUCCCGUGGUGCAUUUGAUUUCCUCACUUGGCCCUCAAACAGACAUAACAUUUCCCAUGAUUAGAGCAGCCUUGCUGCCUCCCUGGGCUGCUGCUCAGCCUCACCCCAUGUCCUCACUGGGCCCUGUUCUACUGCUCAGGGCUCUGAUUAGGUGAUGGAGAUGCAGGAUGGGUGUGACAAAUUUUUGUCCAUCCCUGCAGCUGGUGGGGCCAGCUCUGUGGGGAGAUGGUGCUUCCCCCAGGUGGAUUUGUUGCCCAGUGGGAGUGGGGAGCCUGCUCCACACUGUGGUGCCUGUAGUGAUAUUUUCUGUGUGGAAAUCAGGGAGGAGCAGUCAGGAAGGUGCUCUCUGAUCACCUAGAUCCCUUUAGAAAGGGAGAAAGGGCUCGUGUGGUGGUCUGGUACUUGAGGUAAGUGACUUUGGAGUGGCAGGGCCUUUUCCUGGUGCUCUCUGCUUUCCCCCUGUGGGUGCUGAGCAGCAGGAGGUCUGGCUGCUGCAGAAGUGGCCAAGGGGAUUGUCUCUGACUCCCAGCCAAAUGUGGUCUCAUGGCUUUAAGUGAUGGGGAUUCAACUCUCUUCUGGAGCGUGGCCUGUCUGGUGUCUGCCCCAGAGCUGAGAGCCUGCAGACAGGCCAAACCUCUCCUGUCCCUGCCCCAAACCUCUCUGCCCUGCCUGGCCCCUCUCUUUGGGGCUCUUUGUCCUCCAGAGCAGCUAAAGUGGAAUGUGAGACCCCACUCUCCUCCUGACCUCUCGGGUGGGCUGAGUGUUUGGUGUCCAGGGCUGUGGCAUGGAAGUCCUGCUGACCCAGGUGGGAGCCACAGGACAGUCAGGAGCAGGGCCAAGCCCUGCCUGGGUGGUUGUGUUGCCAAGGCAGGGCAGAGCCAGGUGCUUUGCUGUAGGAUCAGUGUCCCCUUUCCCUGGGCAGCUGCCUGGAGGGUCCAGGCAACGUGGCUGUCCUUCCCCAAUCAUGUCUGAUGGAUUAACACAAGGGUUGUUCUCCAAGCCCUCAGCAGCAGCCCAGAAACUCCCAGCACUGCCACCACCUGGUGUUCCCCCAGCACCAGUGUCCACCAGCACCAAAAGGCUAUUGUCCAUCCAUCAGUGGCCUGCAUCCCGCCCGGCCCAGCGAUGCUCACAGCUGCUGCCCUCAGCCCAGAGCUGAGGCUCCCCAGCCUGGCUGCUCCUGGGCAGGACAUGCUGGCACCUCCUCUGUCCCCUCCCCUGCCUUUGCAGGUUUUGGGAGACCUGACAGCGACCAGGGGAACACCGGAGGGAGACACAAGGGUGCUCUGCAUCCUCUGUCUUUGAUGCUCGGUCAUUGUCCCUGCAGUUUGUAUUCUGUAAAACUUGGUAUAUUUCUGUGCAAAAAGAAAAAGAAAAAAAAAAAAAGGUAUUUAUUAAAAAACCCUC